This is a messenger RNA of Cyclocybe aegerita, 1881 nucleotides long. The record is from the annotation of a GenBank genome assembly. NCBI's taxonomy places the organism in Eukaryota, Fungi, Basidiomycota, Agaricomycetes, Agaricales, Hemipholiotaceae.
AUGCGCUACCUCUCCGCCGUCCUCUCGACUCUCUUCCGCCUCGCUGCCCUCGUAUUCACCCAGAUUAUCCCCACCCGCCUCGGUCCUCCUCUACUCCCCACUCUCUAUCUUCUCCACCUUGUAUCCGCCUACCUCUUCCACCCAGAGCCCACUCCCCCCAAACACGAAAAGACAAAUCGACCGCAGACUCCCCCCCCUUUUGCCCCGAGCCCUCUAUCCGUCCUCAUCCUCUCCCUCCCCACAACUUCUCGCCUCUUCACCGUAGUCAAUGUACUCAUAAAUACUCUGCUCGCCCUCGCCUCGGCAGACCUCAUCCUCACACCCUUCCUCGACACCGCCUCUGACAUCACCUUCACGCGCGUUGGAGCCGUCUAUCCUGACAGUGUAAAAAUUCAAGCUCGCUAUCCCUUCCACCACAAUCUACUGGUCCUAUAUCGUCAAUUUAACACUUCGGACUGGAAAUACGGUCCUCGCCUUCACCCGACCCAACAAUCCGACUGGGUAGACACCGUCCGUCUCGCAAACCUCUGGCCAAGCACAUCCUACGAAUACACUAUUGCCGAUAUCAAUACCACCAUUCUGCCCAUUGCUUCAGCUCCUAUUCCUUUCCGCACCUUUUCAGACCCUCGUCUCCAUUCCGGCUCCCGCUUCCGUUUCAUUGCUACCUCCUGCACAACCCCAAACUUCCCCUACAGAGGCCCAUUCAACAAGCGUACCAUUAGAGGCUUCGACUUGCUCGCCGACUACCUCAAACCCCAGUCUGUCAAUGCAACUGACGUAAACAAAAACAUAACGACCACUGUGCAGCCUCACAUUGUCAACAAGCCCUCGACUGAUUUUCUCUUGUUCCUCGGCGACUUUAUCUACGCCGAUGUCCCUGUAUACAUUGGAGACGACAAAGAGGCAUACAGACGUCUCUACCGCCGUAAUUAUGCUAGUCCGAGCUUCAGGAAGAUCUACGAGCAACUACCUAUCAUUCACGCCUAUGAUGAUCACGAAUUUAUCAACAACUAUGCCGGAAACUCGGAACAAGCUCCUCCAUUCGUCAAUGCUUCUGGUGCCUACAACAUCUAUGCAGCCAAACCAAACUAUGAUCCUAUCCACCCUGACCAAACCUUCUACAAUUUCCAGCACGGAGAUGUCGCUUUCUUUGUCAUGGACACCCGCCGUUAUCGCUCUCCUUCGAACGGUCCAGACCAAACCUACCUCACCAUGUUGGGCGAGGAACAGUUGACUGCUCUCUUUGACUGGCUCCAUGCGGUCAACGAAACUGCGUCGUUCAAGUUCGUCGUCUCCUCGGUCCCCUUCACCUCUCUCUGGACGCAUGACGCCCAGAUCGACUCUUGGGCAGGCUAUCCCCUCGAGAAGGCCGCUCUAUUACAGGCCUUCCAUAGUGUUCCUAACGUCGUCAUCAUCUCUGGCGACCGCCACGAGUUUGCCGUAGUAGAGUUCAACACGCCUGACCCGCGCAAGCACAUCGUCCGAGAGAUCUCAACUAGUCCUCUGAACAUGUUCUAUAUUCCAUUCAUUCACACCCUUCGCCCGAGAAGUGAGGAGGCUUUCAAUACGACCGUGUCUGUCUCGCUUUCCGAGGACGGCACGGAGACGAUUCAGAAGAUAGAGCAGGUGCCUUUCGAACGCGCCAUUUCCUACAUCCCGAAUGGAAACUCCAAAUGGUCAACGUUCGACAUCGAUACAAAAAACAGGAAAAAGCCCACUCUCCGCCUCGAGACCGUUAUCGACGGAAAGCCUGCGUAUCACCUCCAGAUUGUGGGCGAAUCUGCAAGGCCUCCGAACUUUGCGGGUCUUGGAUCCCUCUUGCCAGGCAAUGUCAUGGACAUGUUCGACAAGCUCGGCUUUAAACCUGGACGGUGGUUCUGA